AGUUAAAAAAAAAUAAAAAAAAUAAAAAAAUUCGCGCAGCAGAGCGCGCUUGGCGUUUCAAGUUUCAACUUAAUUUUCUCGCUGAACUCCUCUCCUCUCUCUCACAUAAACGGCCGACUGCGAGUCUGCGACGCUGACGCCGCCACGCCGGUGGCCGCCCAAUUCGCUUUCUUCGGCAAUUCGGCUUCGCGAGUUCGCGACCCAGUAGGCCAGCCGCCAGUACCCACGGACUUCGAAGUUCGAACUCAUUCGCAAAUCGCAGCUUCAAGCUUCUCCGUACCCAUAUUCAAAUUCUUGGGUCCGCCACCGUAAUCGAGGUAAAGUAGAAAGGAAACAGAUUGCAGCCGGUAAUGGAAGUAUUAUCAAGUAAAUUAUACGGAGAAACAUGCUUAAAGCCCUUAAUUCUUAACGAUAAAUGCCGUUCAAAGUUACCAUUGGGUAGGAUUACAAGUGGGUUUUGUGAAAGAAAGCUGGAAUUUAGGUGGGUUGGGAGGAAUUGUGAGAGGUAUGGAAAGGUUGGUAUUUUUGCUGUUAAGGGUGUAAAUGAUAAGCAAGAAGAACCUCUAGUGGAUGAUUGGAGGUUGGAAUUUCUCGGAAAGCGUAGCCCUGUAGGUCUUAAGCCCCCUGAAAAGAAAAAGAAAGAAGAGAAAUCAAGGUUGUUGGGAGAUACAGAUGGGAUGGACUGGUGUGUGAGGGCAAGGAAAGUUGCAUUGAAAUCCAUCGAGGAUAGGGGGAUGGCGCGAGUUAUGGAGAAUAUGGUGAGUCCAAAGACGAAAAGGAAGAAGAAAAAUAAGAAGAAUAAGAGCAUUGUAGAGAAGAAGAAACUUAAGGUAGAUGAGGAUGACUUUGAUUCUGAUUCUGAUUCUGAUUCUGAUUAUGAUGAAGUUGACUCGAAUGAUGUGAGCCCGGUAGAUGAUGUGGAUCACCUUCUCAGGGCGGUUGGUAUGCUUGGUGAUGGGAUGUUUGAGGAAAAGAAGAAGGAAACAAUGCAGACAUUUGUUCAGAGGUUGUCACAGUUUGGUAGCCAGCCAUCGGAUCGAAAGAAGGAGGUAAACUUAAACAGAAUGGUUGUAGAUGCUCAGACAGCACAAGAAGUGUUGGAGGUAGUCUCUGAGAUGAUUGUUUCUGUUGGGAAAGGUUUGAGCCCUUCCCCACUUUCUCCUUUGAAUCUUGCUACUGCCAUCCACAGGAUUGCAAAGAACAUGGAGAAAGUGUCGAUGAUGGAAACUCGAAGGUUAGCCUUUGCUCGUCAAAGGGAGAUGUCUAUGCUUGUCGGUAUUUCAAUGAACGCUCUCCCAGAGUGCUCAGCACAAGGUAUCUCAAAUAUUGCUUGGGCGUUGUCCAAGAUUGGAGGUGACCUUCUGUAUACUACAGAAAUGGAUAGGGUUGCGGAGGUUGCCAUGACCAAAGUUGGUGAAUUUAAUUCCCAAAAUGUUGCUAAUGUUGCGGGUGCAUUUGCCUCAAUGAGACACUCUGCUCCAGAUCUCUUUUUGGAGCUGUCAAAGAGAGCUUGUGAGAUAAUUCAUGCCUUUCAACCUCAAGAGCUUGCUCAGUUGCUAUGGGCUUUUGCUUUCUUAAAUGAACCAGCUUAUCCUGUGCUUGAAGCUUUAGAUAAUGUAUUUAAGGAUCAAGCUCAGUUUCAAUGCUGCUCAAUCAGGGGAUCAUUAAGUCAUGAUGUAGUUAAAGCUGCGGACUCGGGAAGUCCACGUCCUCUUGUCCUUAGAUUCAACAGAGAUCAGCUUGGAAAUAUAGCUUGGUCUUGUGCUGUUCUUGGUGGAAUGGAACGCAGUUUCUUUUUCAAUGUGUGGAAAACCCUGCAAAAUUUUGAGGAAGAAAGAAUUACAGAUCAGUACAGGGAGGAUGUUAUGUUUGCGUCUCAAGUCUAUCUGGCAAAUCAGUGCUUGAAGGUUGAGUAUCCUCAUCUUCAGUUGUCUUUAAGGAGUGAUGUCGAGGAGAAGAUUGCUCGUGCCGGAAGAACUAGGAGAUUUAACCAAAAAGUUACAUCAUCAUUUCAAAAAGAGGUUGCUCGUGUACUUUUCGGUACCGGGCUGGAAUGGGUUAGAGAAUAUGCCUUGGAUGCGUAUACAUUAGAUGCAGCCUUGAUCGACAAGAGGGUCGCUCUUGAAAUUGAUGGACCUACCCAUUUCUCCAGAAAUUCUGGGGUCCCUCUUGGUCAUACUGUCCUCAAACGGCGAUAUGUUGCUGCCUCUGGUUGGGAUAUUGUGUCAGUUGUUCAUCAAGAAUGGCAAGAACUUGAAGGAAGUGGUGAGCAAGAAGAAUACCUAAGACAAAUUUUGAAGGAUCAUGUAGGCUAAGAUCGCACCUGAACCUGUUCCGGAAGCAAGAGAUGUAGGUGUGCUGUAGAAUGUACUAUUCAUAUUGGAUAGGAAGAAAAGUUUGUAUAUUGUGUUUACCUGAUUCUCAUAAUGCUUGUAUGUUGGUGUAUUUAUUAUUUAAUCAUCGAUGCUUUGCAA
Molecule: messenger RNA, 2474 nt
Organism: Beta vulgaris subsp. vulgaris (sugar beet)
Lineage: Eukaryota; Viridiplantae; Streptophyta; Magnoliopsida; Caryophyllales; Amaranthaceae
Exons: 4
Coding region: 351-2315 (654 amino acids)
Biological process (GO): mitochondrial RNA processing; chloroplast rRNA processing; regulation of mitochondrial mRNA stability
Cellular component (GO): chloroplast; mitochondrial matrix; ribonucleoprotein granule
Molecular function (GO): RNA binding
Source: RefSeq, a predicted model, not a curated record